CACGUCAAUAUCCUGAGUAGAAGAGCCCUUAUGCCACGUCACCGGCCGUAUUUCUAGAGUGCCUGUGGAGAACCGUUCUGUUACGAGAUUCCUCCCGCAUCUUCCGCACCCUGGAAGUUUUCUGACGCUGCAACGCAAUGUGUUCGGGAGGUUAUUUCGUUACAUAAACAUCGAGAAGGCGUGGUGAGAUCUCUCGGAUUGGCUACCGACUAUUCUUCGCAGCGACGAUCUCUCGGGGAAGGACAUAGUCAGUGUCUUCGACCGCUGCCAGAGACGACAUGGGAUGAUGGCGAUCACCCGUGCUACACCGGGCGCACUGACGCUGUCCUCAACGGUCAAUAUUAACCUGCGCGACCGUCCAUCGAAGUUGUCGAUAGAAUAGGCAGCGCCGAUGCUGUAGAGACUGCGGGGAAUCAUGGGUACGUGGCAGCACGUUCCUCGAUCCGAUCAGGACUCAGGCGUGUUUGUGCGCUUUGCACUAGCGUCCAGGGGCGCGUAGGGCGGCGAUAAGCCCUGCGUGGGACCCACCUUUCUUUUGUCCGCCAUCGUUCGACAACACUUCCCCGCAAGCUUGCAGGGACUCGUAUGAAAUGGGCGGCCUUAUGGCAGGCCUUUAGGGUCAGCAACGUCAUGCGAACUCCACGAUGCCUGCCGGCGUUGCCCGUUAGGUCACCGCGCUCUGCGCAUCCUAGAUGGAACUCGGCUCGUCGCUUGAUGUGCGCUGUGCUCAAAAACCUCGAAGCUAAAAGCACGUCGUCCAACCCCGUUGUUCUCCACCAUGGAUCAUCUCCCCACCGAACUACUCGAAGCUAUCUUCACUCUCUGCUGCAACGAUGGGGGUCGCACCGGUAUCUCCCUGGCUCUUGUGUCGAAAUAUGUCCGAGCCGCAUCUCGCACUAGUCGGUUCUACUCCGUCGCCCUUCGCUCCGGCUCUGCAUCACAACUACACCAUCUGCUAUCCCUCCUCACAGCAGAACGUGCCAUCGACAGCCCAUUGAAACCCCGGGUCAGGCACCUCUACAUCGCUUCUCCAAAGACACAUAUGGACAACUUCCUAUACUCUUACUACCGCCAAGGAAGCCAACGUCCAGCCGAAGUUGAGGGUCUGGCCGAGCAGUACAGUCAGGAGCGCCUUGCCUUCAUCACGAACAUCUCGUUGCUGCUCCGAAUGGUAGCCGCCGAGGUCGAGACGCUCUGCUUGGCACAGUCCGGCGAUGCGUGCAGGUGGACGGCAGAAAUUCCAUUAUACGUGCCCGAGGCAGAGUGCGGCGAGUUUUCGGCGCUGCGCGAACUCACUAUCGUGGGGGGCGGCAUGACGUUCUCCAACGCAUCCACGAAGGGCUCCAUUGUAUAUCCCCGUCUCUCUAGGUUGCACCUCGUCGGAGCCGCUACACGCCUAGAGCGAUGGACGGCGCGGGCCCCGAACAUCUCGUGCUUGUGCGUUUCCGACGAGCGCGGACAUAUGUACCAGGAGGUGGCGCGGGUCGCCCACAGAGAUUCUGAGGACACAUCCGUCGUCUUCGUCGGCUUGAAACAAUUCGUCAUACAACCUUACGGUUCUGCACUUCUCCAGCCCGGGAAUCCGGCUGCUUUGCCGUGGGACAUCCAAGCACCAGGGUUCAACGAGUGGCAACUCGGAUGGCUGACGAGGAACGCGGUUCAACCAUUCCAUCUCCGGCCGACGAAGCUUGUACCUGGAUCAGAGGGUAGCUGGGAGGAUAUCACGCUACGAGAAUGGUUAGACCGAAUCGAUGGUGGGGACGGGUGCUGGACGAUGCAGAUUGAUGUUGGCCAGCGGUCUCCCUCGACCAGUAGCGUAUAGAGUACUUCUGCAUAUGCACAUGUGUUCUUCUGAGCUAUAGUUGUCGAGGCUCAGCGCAUUGGUGACAUGUACAUAGAGUAUAGAGUUCCUCUCGGUCCUGGAUUCAAAUCGUCAACGAUGAUGUGCGGAGGCUGUACUGUCGAUAAGUACUUCUAUGUACUGAAAAAUAUCUACCGC
Dichomitus squalens LYAD-421 SS1 is the source of this 1999-nucleotide messenger RNA. RefSeq lists its product as uncharacterized. The transcript has 4 exons. The record is from RefSeq and is a predicted model, not a curated record. Lineage: Eukaryota; Fungi; Basidiomycota; Agaricomycetes; Polyporales; Polyporaceae. The annotation marks the transcript as partial.